UGACGCCGUUGCGUGAAACCGUCGACGCUUGCCGAUUGGCCGGGCCGGUCUCGACCAAUCCGGACGCGACUCUCAUUAACACUCGGACCGGGGCGUCGGUGUUGUCACAUCGCCGCCGCCGCCACACAGUCAGUCGGCACCGAGCGCGCUAACCGUUGUCGUCGUCGUCGUCGUCGUUGUUGUUUUUGUUGUGGUCGUAGUAAUAGUGUUGGCGGCGAGUCGUCUCUACUCGGCCCCCCCGUGUUUGCAUAUUAUUCGCGUGUACACAACCACCGUGUCAUAGUUUUUUUUACGUUAAAACAUAUAUAUAAUAUAUAUAUUAUAUAACAAUAUUAAUAAUCGUCGCGAUUAAUAUUUUUUUAAACUUUUUCGCGUUCGACGACGCUCGAAAACACUCGUCGAAACACCGCGUGCGAACAACAACGGUCGACCGUCUCGCGUGUGAUUAACGUUGAAAUAAAAUUUUUUCCGAACUAUACCGUCGACAGCAAUCGAAUUCGACAUCGCAAAGAAAAUAAAAAAUUUCGGUUUGCAUUGAAUUUUUUUUUCUUCACCGUACUCCGUCGCAAUCACUCGCGGUAAACAUUUGUGAAUGCUCGUACAGGAGUCUGGUCCACCGUAGUGGCUGGGUCAAACGGUAACGGCGUGGACGGCGUGGCUGUUAUGCGGUUCGAGCAAGCGGACCUCAGGUGCCGGUCACCCCGUGGGGCACCGGACACCCCGCAGACCGCUGCCGCUAUGACCGGCGGCCAACGUUCACCGGACACAUCGUACACGGCGGCGCGUGCGUCGUCCACUGACUUCUCCGUCAGUUCGCUGCUGACGAACAACAACAACAACAGCAGUGGCGGUGCGCCGCCGUCCACGGUCCAGCAGCAGGCCGGUGGCCAGCAACAGCAGUAUCCGCCGCCGCCACCACCGCCACCCGGUCUGUCGGCCGCAGCGGCCGCGGCGUACGCCAUGGGCGCCUGUUACCCGGGCACCAUGAUACCCAUGCCGAAGAUGCACCACGCCCCGCAUCACCCGGGCGCCGGUAGCUAUCCGGCCGAAGAGAUGCUCGCGUUGGCCGCGGCCGUCGCGCACGGCGUACACCAUCCACACCCGGCGGCCGCGCUACCCCGUUCCGUCGUCAGGCCCGAGGAUGACGGCGUGGUCGACGAUCCCAAGGUCACGUUGGAAGGCAAGGAUCUCUGGGAAAAGUUCCACAAACUCGGCACCGAAAUGGUCAUCACCAAGUCUGGCAGGCAAAUGUUUCCCCAGAUGAGGUUUCGGGUGAGCGGUCUGAACGCAAAAACCAAGUACAUCUUGUUGCAGGACAUUGUGGCGUCAGACGACUACCGGUAUAAGUUCCACAACAGGCGGAUGUUCCCCGCUUACAAAGUUCGAGUAAUGGGACUUGACAAAAAGGCCAAAUACAUACUGCUAAUGGACAUCGUGGCCGCCGACGACUGUCGCUAUAAGUUCCACAACAGGUACAAAAACCGAUGGAUGGUGGCCGGAAAAGCUGAUCCGGAAAUGCCCAAACGAAUGUACAUACAUCCCGAUUCCCCGUCGACUGGCGAACAGUGGAUGCAAAAAGUCGUGUCGUUUCACAAGCUAAAACUCACCAACAAUAUAUCUGACAAACACGGAUUUGGUUUAAAUCAGUUUUCGCUUCAGACCAUAAACAGACCUAUCAACCGUUUCCACAGAUUUCCAGAGACCAUAUUGAACUCGAUGCACAAAUACCAGCCUCGUUUCCAUCUAGUCAGAGCCAACGACAUCAUCAAGUUACCGUACUCAACUUUCCGUACCUACGUGUUCAAGGAAACUGAGUUCAUCGCUGUUACGGCAUAUCAAAACGAAAAGAUAACUCAGUUGAAAAUCGACAACAACCCGUUCGCCAAAGGGUUCCGAGACACCGGUGCCGGUAAACGAGAAAAAAAAUGUGUACAACGUAAUGGUGUUUUCAGGCAAGCAAUGUUGACGGCGCAACGACACGGUGGCCAAACAGUUCAAAACCAAGACGAAAAGCCCUCGGGUUCAGAUCACGAAGAUGAUAAACCACUGGACGUUGUUGGUGGAGGAGACCCCGACUCGCCAAUUUCUCCCCAUCAUCACCAUCAUCACCAUCAACCCCACCAACCCGGUUCGUGGUUUUCGGGAUUGGCUGAUGGUAGUUUGCUCCUGGAGGACGCCAUGAGGAGGCGCCUGGCAGGUCACCCGGCCCUUCAUCACGCAGCAUUCCUGCAACACCACCAUCACCAACAAGCUCACCAGCAGGAAAUUGAUAGUGAACAAGAAAGCAGUUGUUCCGAAUCGGGCCGAGACAGAAUGAAUUCACCGUCUGACAAAGAGUCUGCUGGUCCUUCUGGACCCGGACACAGCCCUAGCGACUACCCGUCACCGAACGUGUCGUUCGGACCACCAAUCCCCCCGUCGCCGCACCUGUUGCCGUACUUAUAUCCCGGCAUGUACCCCGGGGGCCCUGGCCUGGGCGGUCCGCUCUGCCCGUCGGCGCUCAGCCCUACCACCAACCUGCUGUUCAACGCUCAGCUGGCGCUGGCCGCUCACCACCCAGGGUCGCUGUUCACCCAGGCGUACCUGCAGGGCGCCGCGGCCGGCGGCGGUACGGGCGGCGGCAGUCACCCGUUCAAGAUGACCAGUGGCCUGGCCGCGGCCGCUGGCCUGGGCCGGUUUCACCCGUACCACCUCGGGCUCCACCACCCGCUCCACCCGUCGUCCGUCGGCUCGGCGUUCGAAACCGUGACGCCGGGCCGGUGCUCGUCGGCCGGCAGCACGCCGCCGCCCGCGCCGCUCGACCUGCAGUCGCCGACCAACGGCGGCGGUCGACAGACGUCGCCUCCGCAGCAGCCACCGCUGCCGCCACCACCACCACCACCGGCACAGUUGUCACCGGCCGCGGCACAGCUGCAACCGCCGCCGCGACAGUCGUCCGUGUCGCCGUCGCAACGACAACACCAUCACCACCAACACCACCGGACGGCGGCCGCCAACCAGCCGUCGCCGACCAGCAGCGAACUGAAGUCCAUCGAGAAAAUGGUCAACGGACUGGACUCGGCGUCGGCAGCGGCGUCCGCGGCCGACGAACAACAAGUAGUGGCGAUAGUCAAGUAAACCGCGCAUGACCCUCCCCUCCCGCCCACCUCUACCAAUCAUCCCCACCGCCCCUUUGAACACUUACACAUACACUCAUCACACAUACGUAUUACACUCACAUACACGCGUUUCUACUAUGUUGUAUAUAUAUGAUAUAUAAUAUAUAUAUAAGAAUCUAUAUAUAAUAUAUAAUAUAUUUGACUUUGUUAUUGUAGAAAAUUAUUUUACAUUUAUAUAUAUUAUAUAAAUAAGGCAUUUUUAGUGUAUUUAAUAACUAUGAAUAGAUUAAUAAUGAUAUACAUAUUAUAUUUAUUGAUUAGGGAAUGUAUAAAAUAAUAAUAUAUUAUAUAUUAUAGAGAAACUAUAAUACGAAACGUGCAAUAGUAUAAUAAUAUUAUUUAACUUAUAAAUAUUUAAUUAUUUAAACGAGUAAAUAGCGAUUUUUUUUUUUUUUCAUUAGUUUUAGCGGAAAGAUUGUAGAUUGUAUUGGUUUUCCCAGAUAGUAAUAGACAAUAAUAUCAAUCUAUUAUUAUAUAAUAUAAUAUAUAAAUACAUAUUAUAAAUUAUAUAUUGUACCCGACCCUGGCAUUCAAGACGAAAAAAUAUGUUCCUAAAAGUAAAAUAUUUGAAAAGAAAAUAUAUUAAUUGUAUCGUCUUUAAAGUAAAAUUUGAUAAAAAAAAAAUAAUUCCAGUACAAAAAUUUUAUAUUUCGCCAAAAACAAAACGUGUUUUAAUGCAAAACUGUUCCUAUGCGGUUUCUUUUUUCAAAACUGGUGCUAAUAACGGACUUUUUAUGAGAAAAAAAAUCUGCUCACGUUUUGAAGAAAAUUUCGAAAAAAUUUACAUGUACAUAUCCUUUUUGUUAGUGAUUAUUAUUAUAUUACCGACUUCUUAUUGUAAAUUUUUGAACCGCAAAAUUGGCGAAGUCGGUGACGACCGAUGUUUUUUUUAAUGUAAUAUAAUUAUAUUUGUUGUGUGCUACUUAAUAUUUUUCUUAUGUAUAAAGAUAAAGUAAAAUUUAAACAUAAAUACAAAAACAUGAUAAUAUUA
Messenger RNA from Rhopalosiphum padi (bird cherry-oat aphid), 4149 nucleotides. Its product is annotated as optomotor-blind protein-like. Lineage: Eukaryota; Metazoa; Arthropoda; Insecta; Hemiptera; Aphididae. The coding region runs from base 664 to 3117 and encodes 817 amino acids. Gene Ontology annotation, molecular function: DNA-binding transcription factor activity, RNA polymerase II-specific; RNA polymerase II cis-regulatory region sequence-specific DNA binding. Gene Ontology annotation, cellular component: nucleus. The record is from RefSeq and is a predicted model, not a curated record. Gene Ontology annotation, biological process: positive regulation of DNA-templated transcription; regulation of transcription by RNA polymerase II; cell fate specification. The transcript is spliced from 10 exons.